UACUCACUAGAGCUUAUUCUUCUACCUAUAAAUAGACAAAACUCACUAGAGCUAACUCUUCUACCUAUAAAUAGACAAAACUCACUAGAGCUAACUCCUCUACCUAUAAAUAGACAAAACUCACUAGAGCUAACUCUUCUACCUAUAAAUAGACAAAACUCACUAGAGCCAACUCUUCUACCUAUAAAUAGACAAAACUCAUUAGAGCUAACUCUUCUACCUAUAAAUAGACAAAACUCACUAGAGCUAACUCCCCUACCUAUAAAUAGACAAAACUCACUAGAGCUAACUCCUCUACCUAUAAAUAGACAAAACUCACUAAAGCUAACUCCUCUACCUAUAAAUAGACAAAACUCACUAGAGCUAACUCUUCUACCUAUAAAUAGACAAAACUCAUUAGAGCUAACUCCUCUACCUAUAAAUAGACAAAAUUCACUAGAGCUAACUCUUCUACCUAUAAAUAGACAAAACUCACUAGAGCUAUCUCCUCUACCUAUAAAUAGACAAAACUCACUAGAGCUAACUCCUCUACCUAUAAAUAGACAAAGCUCACUAGAGCUAUCUCUUCUACCUAUAAAUAGACCAUACUCACUGGAGCUAACUCUUCAACCUAAAAAUAGACCAUACUCACAAGAGCUAACUAUUCAACCUAAAAAUAGACCAUACUCACUAGAGCUAACUAUUCUACCUAUAAAUAGACCAUACUCACAAGAGCUAACUUCUCUACCUAUAAAAUGA
Messenger RNA from Lottia gigantea (owl limpet), 738 nucleotides. RefSeq lists its product as hypothetical. NCBI's taxonomy places the organism in Eukaryota, Metazoa, Mollusca, Gastropoda, Lottiidae. The record is from RefSeq and is a predicted model, not a curated record. The transcript has a single exon. The annotation marks the transcript as partial.